Fusarium coffeatum is the source of this 1131-nucleotide messenger RNA. RefSeq lists its product as uncharacterized. The record is from RefSeq and is a predicted model, not a curated record. Gene Ontology annotation, biological process: macroautophagy. Gene Ontology annotation, cellular component: fungal-type vacuole membrane. Bases 1 to 1131 code for a protein of 376 amino acids. The transcript has 4 exons. Lineage: Eukaryota; Fungi; Ascomycota; Sordariomycetes; Hypocreales; Nectriaceae.
AUGAAGACACAAACUUUUGUUACUCUUGCCCUCUCGGGCUUGGCUGCUGCCCAGAGCCGUCCCAACCUUACCGCAGCUAUUGCAUCUGAGAACGAUACUCUCUCUUCGCUUGCUGGCCUUAUCCCAUCUGACCUUCUUGGGGACCUCAACCGUCUGCGCAAUGUCACCAUCUUGGCACCCAGCAAUGAUGCCCUCGAGGAGCUUCUCAAGGAUAAAUCUAUUGCCAGCAUGGUCAGCGGUAACUCCAGCUUUGUCACCGAUCUUCUGCAAUACCACAUCUUGAACGGCACCUACUAUGCCAGCAACAUCACCGACAUGGACAUGGCUGCCUUCGUUCCUACCUUGUUGACCAACUCGACAUACUCCAAUGUCACUGGUGGACAGCGUGUUGAGGCCAUGGCUGAGAACGACACUGUCAGCUUCUACAGUGGCUUCCGUGCUCAGUCCAACGUGACUAAGGCUGAUCUCAACUUCACCGGCGGUGUCAUUCAUAUCAUCAACCGUGUUCUUACCAUCCCUAAGAACAUCUCCGAUACUGCCAUCGCUGCCAACCUGUCCGCAGCCGCUGGUGCCCUCACAGAAUCUCAGCUUCUGCCCAACCUCACCAGUGAGAGGAACAUUACCGUCUUUGUUCCCAGCAACAGCGCCUUUGCCAACAUUGGCUCCAUCCUCGCCAACGCUAGUGAGACUGAUCUCCAAGAUAUCCUCAAGUACCACGUUGUCAACAACACUCUUGGCUACAGCAGCAUGCUCGAGAACGGUACCCUCACUACUUCCGAUGGCGAGGAUCUCAACAUUGCCAUCUACAACGGAACUGUCUAUGUCAACGAGGCUAAGGUCAUUGUUCCUGAUGUCCUCAUCUCCAACGGUGUUCUUCACGUCAUUGAUGGCGUCCUCAACCCCGACAAGCCCUCUGCUACCGCCAACCCUACUGCAAGCACUCAAGAGGCUGCCUUCUCUGGCGCCAGCUCCGUCAGCGACAUUCCUUUCACUUCGGGUAUUCCCGCAGGUACCGAGGCUGGCGCCACCGGUCUGUCUCCUGAGACCUCCACUGAGGGUGCUGCCCAGGCUACCGCUGCCAUUGCGCUCGGUGCCCUGUUCGGUGGUGCUGCUCUCGUCAUGAACGUCUAA